CGAAGUUCUCCAGCGGUUCUCUCGCUUUGUUCCCCGAUUCCGAUUCCUUUUUUCUCCGAUCACUUUCCAGGAAGAAAGGCAAAAUGCUGUCCCUUCAAAAGCUCGCGACGAGCCUCUCCGCUCCUCUGUCGCGGAGAAUCGAAGCCCGCAGCAUAACCCGAGCCCCUCCGGGAACCAUCGCCGCCGCCCAUCGCCGCCGGGGCACGGCCGGGAGGGCGAAUCGGGGGCCGAGCUUGAGCUCCGGGAUGGCGACGAGCUUCGAGCACAGUAAUGGCGUGCGGAAAGUGGCGAAGGCGGCGCGAGAUCAACACAUGGCGUCCCAAGGCGGUCAGGACCCUCGUCUCGCCAAGAUCGCCUCUUCGAUCCGCGUCAUCCCAGAUUUCCCCAAGCCAGGGAUUAUGUUUCAGGAUAUAACGACGUUGCUUCUUAAUCCUGAGGCGUUUAAGGAUACUAUUGAUCUGUUUGUCGAGAGGUACAGAGAGCAAAAUAUCUCUGUUGUGGCAGGUGUUGAAGCAAGAGGAUUUAUUUUUGGUCCUCCCAUUGCAUUGGCUAUUGGUGCAAAAUUUGUCCCAAUGAGAAAACCCAACAAAUUACCUGGGGAAGUCAUCUCAGAGGAGUACUCAUUGGAAUAUGGAACAGACACGAUGGAGAUGCAUGUAGGAGCUGUGCAACCAGGGGACCGUGCCUUGAUAGUAGAUGACCUUAUAGCAACGGGUGGAACAUUGUGUGCAGCAAUCAAGCUUAUUGAGCGUGUUGGGGCAGAAGUGGUUGAAUGUGCAUGUGCCAUUGAAUUACCGGAGCUAAAGGGUCGAGAUCGGUUGGGCGACAAGCCACUAUUUGUUCUGGUGAGUUCAGACAUUUAGAACACAGUAGCAGUGAAACACCGACUUAUAUUCAGAUCAGCGAACCAUUCCUGGUGCUUAUCUUGAGCUGGAGAUUAAUAAAGAUCGCCAGUUCCAGUGGAUGUUUCACCGGUAAUAAAACAUUUAUUUUACCUUUUAAUGAGGAGGUAUGGUUUGGCUAGUUUUCUUUUCUUUUCUGUUUUUCCAGACUGUUCUUUCCUCCUUGCUUUCUCCCAUGAGAGCUUGUGGGGAGCUCAAGGUCGGAACCUGGGACAUGCACAAGUCCCAAGGAAGAUGACCAUAAUUCAUGUCUGAUUAUGUGAUGUAAACUCACAUUUCAAUUUAAACAGCUUUACUCUAUUUGCGAUUGAAUUAUUAUGUGGACUUGAAGAUGUCUUUCUUUUA
Molecule: messenger RNA, 1247 nt
Organism: Eucalyptus grandis
Lineage: Eukaryota; Viridiplantae; Streptophyta; Magnoliopsida; Myrtales; Myrtaceae
Product: adenine phosphoribosyltransferase 1
Exons: 7
Coding region: 84-863 (259 amino acids)
Biological process (GO): adenine salvage
Cellular component (GO): cytosol; cytoplasm
Molecular function (GO): adenine phosphoribosyltransferase activity
Source: RefSeq, a predicted model, not a curated record